Messenger RNA from Anthostomella pinea, 285 nucleotides. NCBI's taxonomy places the organism in Eukaryota, Fungi, Ascomycota, Sordariomycetes, Xylariales, Xylariaceae. The record is from the annotation of a GenBank genome assembly.
AUGACUGUUGACAAUCCGGCAGCCGACCUGGAGAAGAACAGCGCCCCAGCGGCAGAGGAGCCUGAGGGAAAGCAUCCAAAGGCCGCAGCUUUCACCACCGUACUCGCUUCAUCAGCACCUGAACGAGCUCUGCUCAACAUCGCCAACGCAAAGGUCCUCAACUCAUCAACCGAGAAUGACAUGCAGACCGAGACCGCCACCACCAACUACCAGUCCCACAUCGCGGUGAUGAUAUUCCUCAUCGGCUACUUCUUCUUCGAAGUCCCCUCCAAUAUCCUGCUCUAA